Molecule: messenger RNA, 1194 nt
Organism: Colletotrichum godetiae
Lineage: Eukaryota; Fungi; Ascomycota; Sordariomycetes; Glomerellales; Glomerellaceae
Product: kinase-like domain-containing protein
Exons: 2
Coding region: 1-1194 (397 amino acids)
Source: RefSeq, a predicted model, not a curated record
AUGGACGCAAAUUCGAGUUCCUGGACAACAGUUCGGGAAUUUCUUCGGGACAACGACCAACAUUCUAUCGCAUGUUUCGAAUCAGUCAACUGGGAUCAGCUAUGUCAAAUCGCCUCGAAUGCCAAUCGCAACUUGGAAUGUGUGGCUCUUGAUCAGAUAACGAGUGGACUCAACAAUGUCGUCCGUCAACUUGAGUUUUCCGACAAGACUCGCUGGGCAGCCAGGAUUCCCAUCAUCAGAAACCAGCGUCUCGCUUCUUACAGCACGAAGCUAGACAAUGAAAUAGCAGCCAUGCAGUUUAUUCGAGAAAAUUCCAGUUUGCCAGUCCCCCGAGUCUUUGCGUACGACACUGACGCAAACAAUGGCGUCAAAACUGCUUAUAUGCUCAUUGAGGUCUUGCCCGGCAUCGUUGCUAUGGAUGCUCUCGGUGGUCAUAAAGUACACGGUGGUGUGAUCCCUAUGCGGUACCGGCAGACCUUCUAUCGCUCCGUUGCGGAGUGUCAUAUCCAGAUGACAUCAAUGCGACUUCCGAAAAUUGGGACUAUCAUCCGCAAUGAGGACGGCGAAUACGAGUCUGGGCCGAUUCCGGGGAUCGGGGGCCCGUUCGAUACAGCGGCGGCUUUUUUUGAGGCAUGGGCUGAUAAGGUUGAUUUCAAGCUUGACAAGGAAACAAUCACGCAAAUGAUGCAGAGAAGCCCAGUAUCAGCGGCUGAAAUGACUCGGAUUGUCGAGGAGUUCCCAUCGCAGAUCAAAAGCAUGGCCAAACAGCUGGACUUAUACAACAACGGGCCAUUUCCUCUGUGCCAUGAUGAUUUCCUCCACAGCAAUAUCUUGGUCGACGAGGCUAGCUUCAACGUGACGGGAGUUAUUGAUUGGGAGGGGGCAUGCACGGUCCCGUGGGUGCUCGUAGCGUACCCCGAAUUCCUUCAAGUCAUGCCCAGGUCAUUCGACCUGCCCCAGCAUUACGACGAAGACGGGCAACCCCUCAAGGAGAGCGUGAGAGAAAGAUGGUCCGAGCAGCGAGACUAUGUUGACAUGGUGAAAUCAGUGGAACGUGAGGAUAACCUACUCUCGGCUUGUCUCAGCAGCAACUUGAACCAGGCUCUCGCUUAUUCCUAUGGAGCGUUUACCACUGGAAAAUUGGGAUUUUAUGAUAGAGUUGUAGCGCAAUUGAAAGAAGGACGGUAUAUUUAA